Messenger RNA from Ambispora gerdemannii, 6147 nucleotides. The record is from the annotation of a GenBank genome assembly. Lineage: Eukaryota; Fungi; Glomeromycota; Glomeromycetes; Archaeosporales; Ambisporaceae.
AUGAAGGAGGUCAGAGUCCUGUCUCGGCGUAAUACCAUGGGACUUUUAUGUGUAAUUGUGAUUCUGUUGACAACCUUUGUUGAGAACGCUUGGUCACUGGACGAGAUUGAUGCUAUUACUACAGUUCACAAGCCCGGAUAUUGUGUUAUGCGUGGAGAGUGUGGUCCAAAAACUAUGUUUGGUAAAAGUUUGAAUUGUCCGUUUAAUGAACCGGCGGUAAAGCCUGAUACAGAGCUACGCGAACAACUUGUCUCAGUAUGCGGCGAAAAAUUCGGCAAAUCGCUAACAUGUUGUGACGCCGAUCAGCUUAACACGCUCCACGAGAGUACAAAACAAGCAGAGACACUAAUAAGUUCGUGUCCAGCGUGUUGGAAGAACUUCCUAAAUUUCUUCUGUGAGUUUACUUGUUCACCGAGUCAAUCGACAUUUGUCAACGUCACGUCAACCGGCAUCUCGAGAACCGGUCAAAAAAUUGUGACGAGUGUGGAUUUUUUUGUGGGAGCGAAUCAAGGCACUGGGUUCUAUGAUUCGUGUAAAGAUAUAAAGUUCACGGCGACGAAUGGAUACGUGAUGGAUUUUAUUGGCGGGGGUGCAAAAAAUUACCAUGAUUUUUUUGUUUAUUUGGGUCAGGAGAGACCGCCGAUCGGCUCACCAUUUCAGAUUAAUUUUCCGUUGGUGGAUCCGACUGGGGAAAUGACAGCAUUUGAUGAACCGGCGAAACGAUGUAAUGAUACCGAUAUUAAUUAUAGAUGCUCAUGUGUCGAUUGUCAGCCUGUUUGUCCUGUAUUGGAUCCAACUCCAAGCGAAAAGGCCCCUUAUAAUAACGUGGAUAGAACUGGAUUCGAACCUUUGGCUGUCAAUGAGGUUGAAAAUGAACAAACAAAUAAAAGCUAUUGGCUCAAUGCACUUUUACAAGACUAUUUCUAUCAACUAGGAUACAUCUGCGCGAAGAAUCCAUGGAAAACUAUAAUGACAUGCACAUUAAUCGUUUGUGUCGCGUCACUUGGUUGGUCACAAUUUGCCAUCGAAACGGAUCCGGUAAGAUUAUGGGUUGCGCCAAAUUCCGAAUCAGCACUACAAAAAGAAUUUUUUGACAAGAAUUUCGGUCCAUUUUAUCGUACGCAACAAAUAUUCAUCACUAGUUCCAACCCUGAUCAAAGUGUCGUCAGUUAUAAAACAUUGAAGACCCUGUUUAUUAUGGAACAAGAAAUUCGUAAUUUGAAAUCCUCGAAAAAUAAUUACAAAUUGCAGGAUCUUUGUUUUCAUCCGAACGGAGAUGCUUGUAUUGUACAAUCUGUCGCUGGGUAUUGGAACUCGGAUAUUGAUGAGUUAGAUGAAGAUACUUGGAAAGAACAUUUAGAGAAUUGUGCUGCUCAGCCUAUAUUUUGUCUACCGGAUUUCCAACAACCAUUAAAACCCGAUAUGAUUUUAGGCGGAUUUGAAGAUGAAAAUUAUCUCGAUGCGAAAGCAAUGGUUAUUACUUAUGUUCUAAAUAAUUAUAUCGAAAAAGAAAAAAUAGCCAAAGCUCAAGAAUGGGAAGCCGAUCUUCGAGAAUACUUAUAUAAAAUAAUCAAAGGGGAUAAUAAAAAUAUUGACGUGUCGCAGUUGAAAAUCAGUUUUUCGACCGAGAGUUCCCUCGAAAUAGAAUUGAACAAAUCGACAAACACAGACAUAUAUACGAUAGCUAUCUCAUAUCUAGUCAUGUUCUUUUACGCGUCAAUCGCAUUAGGACAGCUUACUUCACUUCCACGCACAAUAAUCGACUCUAAAUUCACACUAGGCAUUGCCGGGAUUCUCAUAGUGUUAGCCUCUGUUUCGACAUCAGUUGGCAUUUUUUCCUUUUUAGGUAUAAAAGUCACACUAAUUAUCGCCGAAGUGAUUCCGUUUUUGGUACUUGCUGUAGGCGUCGACAAUAUUUUUAUAUUAAAUCAUGAAUUUGAACGGCUCACUAUAAGAUCAAGCAACAAAUCUGUCGAAGAACGUAUCGCCAAAACAUUAGGUAGGAUGGGACCAAGUAUAUUACUUAGUGCACUAAGUGAAACAAUCGCGUUCGGUCUAGGUGGAAUUGUCACAAUGCCGGCUGUAAAGAAUUUUGCAUUAUAUGCGGCGUUGGCGGUGUGGGUAGAUUUUUUGUUGCAGAUUACUGCGUUUGUGGCAUUUUUGGCAUUGGAUGCUAAGCGGCAAGAGGAAGAUCGAAUUGAUUGUUUCUCGUGUGUUAGAAUUAAAGAAGCACCACAACGAACUCAUCGUGAGGGAAUUUUGCAAAGAUGGACGCGAAAGUAUUAUGCGCCUGUUUUGUUGAAUAAAAAAGUUAAAUUUGUGGUGAUUACAAUUUUCUUGGGUGUUUUCAUGUUCUCUUUGGGACUCGUACCGAAAGUUGAAUUAGGUUUAGAUCAACGGAUUGCCCUUCCAAGUGAUUCAUACUUGAUAGACUAUUUCAAUGCACUGGAUGACUAUUUCCGCGUAGGACCACCAGUUUAUUUUGUAGCCACCGAUGUAAAUGUCACCACUCGUUCGGGACAACAAUCAUUAUGUGGUCGAUUCAGUACCUGCUCACCUUUAUCACUAGCAAAUGUGCUAGAACAGGAGCGAAAACGACCUAAAGUAUCAUACGUUGGGGAACCAACAGCUGUAUGGAUCGAUGAUUUCUUUCAUUGGUUAAAUCCAACACUUGAUCAAUGUUGUCGGAUAAAGAAAAGUAACGGAAAAACCGAAUUAUGUACUCCGUUUGAUGACGAAGACGAAUGUAAAGUAUGUUUCGAGGAUAGAAAUCCCAAAUGGAAUAUUACAAUGGAUGGAUUACCCGAAGACGAAGAAUUCAUUUCAUAUCUGAAACUUUGGCUUCAGGCCUCGCCUGAUGAGUUGUGUCCCUUGGCUGGAAAAGCAGCGUAUGGUGAUGCUAUUAAAAUAGAUCAAAAAAAUGCAACAAUUACCGCGAGUCAUUUCCGCACGUUUCAUACACCACUUAAGAGCCAACGAGACUAUAUUGCUGCUUAUGAUUCAGCGCAUCGGAUCAGUGAUAUGAUUCAAUCACGUAAUGAAGGAAUCAAAGUUUUCCCAUACUCUGUAUUCUACAUAUUUUUCGAACAAUACGCUCAUAUAGUGAAAUUAACAGCUGAGACUUUAACAUUGGCAUUCUUUUCGAUAUUACUCGUGACCGCUGCAUUGUUGGGAAGUUUCUGGACUGGACUAUUGGUAAUGCUUCAUGUAAUGAUGAUUGUCGUGAAUUUAUUGGGCGUGAUGGCGUUAUGGAAUGUCUCCUUGAAUGCAGUCAGCCUCGUAAAUUUGGUGAUUUGCAUUGGAAUCGGUGUGGAAUUCUGUGUUCAUAUUGCACGCGCGUUUGUAAUUGGUGGAUACGGGGACGAUAGAGGCGAACGCGCUAAUCGAGCUAUUGUCGACGUUGGAAGUUCAGUGUUUUCCGGAAUCACAUUGACAAAGUUCUUUGGAAUUUUAGUGUUGGCGUUUACACGAAGCAAAAUUUUCGAAGUUUAUUAUUUCCGUAUGUAUGUCGCGAUGGUGAUUUCCGGUGCUUUGCAUGGAUUAGUGUUGUUGCCGGUGGUCUUGAGUUUGAUUGGUGGUGAAGGAAUUGAAAAUGGUGGCGAAGAUUUUGAUAAUAAUUUGUUUGAGGCUGAUGAGGAGAAUAGACGUGGUACUUAUGAUAACAUACACUCCACUUCAACUCUCAUGCUUCUCAGACCUUUGCAUCAUACAUGCGCUGAUAUUUCUAUAAAGUUUUGCCUCAUAAAAAGCAGCAGCAGUAAUAAAUCAACAGCGAUAUCAUUUUUUACCCGUCGUAGCUCUUCCAAAAGUCCUCAGUCUCCCAAAAAAGAUGGUGCAAAAUUAUCAUCAUCUUCCUCAUCAAAUCUAAUAAACAACAAUACUACCUCAUUAGUCAAUAACGAUAAUAUCAUAACCACACUUGGAAAAAUGAAUCCUAUGAUAACCCCGCAAAAGUUGCUCGAAAAUCCACCACAAUACCGACGAAAUGACCCUUGGGCUUCAUUUGAGGAAAAAAUUCUAGAAAUCCUCGUGGAGAAACACUUAAAAAAUUGGAGAAAAAUUUCGAGUAUGCAGUUGGGCAGGACACCACUCGCUUGCAAGCAAAAGUACAAUGAAAUACACCAGAGGAAGGCAAAAGAGGCCGGAGAAGUAACUCGUUUCGAUACGUUUGACUCGGCUGAACCGGUGAUUAUGAACAACAAAAAAUCCAGGAAAUGGACUAUUGCAGAAAUUGAACAAUUAAAUCGAUUGAUUUCAAAGUAUGGUCGAAGAUGGAAAAUGAUUCAUACCAAAUUUCCGAGUAGGAGUUUAUGUGCAAUUCCAGCAAAAGCGUAUAGAAGUUGGAUGAUGUUUUCCGCAAUGCAACAAGAUCCGUCGCGUCAUGCAAAGCGAUGGACCGAGCAAGAGAUAAAGAUGCUUAAUAAUCUUAUUGAUCAAUAUGGUAAUAAUCCGGAAAUUAUAGCAGAAAAUAUUCCUGGGAGGUCAAUCCCGGCAGUUGCAAGUUUUAUUCAGGAUAAUUAUUAUCUAUUGCCUGCCGCAAGAGAAUAUCGUUCUUUAUUUCAAUUGACAAGUCGUUUUCCCUGGACAGAUGCAGUAAUUGAAGAUCUUUUUGAUGUAGUUAAAAUCAUUGGUUUUGAUAGUAAAGAAAUCACUAGAUAUUUUUUUUGGUUGGAAAAGGAACGAUGUCAAGAUAUCCUAAGGUUGAAUGUCAUGAAAUUGUAUAAAAUCUUGGACUAUGAAAAAUUUAAAGAGGGCACAAAAAUUGAAGAAGACUGGAAGCUAUUAAUUGUGAAAUGGUUCGGCUCAUGUUUUUCUAAUGCUCAGGCGGUGAAUCAAUUGAACAAAAAUGAAAAUUUUCUGUCCUGGACUACAAAUGAAAUUGAAUUACUCGAAUAUCUUAUAGGAAGAUAUGGAACUAAUUGGAAGAAAAUAGAAAAAUAUAUGCCCUGGAGAAAGUUCAAUGAUAAUACCAAGUCUUUGUCUAUCAAAAAAUUAUUAAAAGAUUUACCUGUAACCAACAAUACUACAGACUGGACAGAUACAGAAAAGAAAACUAUUCAAGUUCAGUUUGAAAAAUAUGGCGAAAAUUGGAAAGAAAUUCUAAAAGGACUUUGGUGGAGAAAACCGUUUGAAAUUAAAAAUUUUUUGUUGGGUCCUUUCGAUUCAUUAAUUAAUAAUAAUAAUUCAGAAUCAUUAUUGUUCAAGGAAAGUAUACGGUUAAAAGGACGACAAUCUGCUUGGACUGAAGAAGAGAUAGAUAAAUUACUUUCUCUAACUCGUUCUGAGGGAUUAGAUUGGGAGAUAAUUUCACAGAACAUGAAACGAAGAACGCCAAAUCAAUGUCAAUUACUUUACCUUUGUCGAACACUUUCGAUAACAAACAAGAAACCAGUCUGGACUAAGACAGAAUCUUUUCUAUUAUUGAGAUUAGUAGAUGAAUAUGGAUUCAAUUGGGAAAUAAUCAAGGAACAUUUUAUGCGAAAAUCUGCCGAAAGUUGUGCACUAAAAUUCAUUCAGAUUCACAGGCAGAAAUUAAAAAAAUUCAUACGAGUACCACCAUGGCCUAAAAAAAUGAUAGACAAAAUCAACGAAUAUGUAGAAAAGGAAAAAGAUGUCGAUUGGCAAGAUAUCGGCAAACUAGCCGGCAAAAAAGAUAUAGUUGUCCAAGCGUACGUAGAAACUCAUCUGGAGAAGUUCCCAAAAAUUGCUUAUUACAUGCAAAAAUACCCAGAUAUCCGGUCAACCUUUAAAGUAAACUCAAAAAUUCACGGGCUAUCAUUAUGGAAACGGCGACGCACUUUUAAGAAAUGGUCAUCCGACGAAAAUACGUACUUUGAGAAACUGCUUGACACAUAUGGGAAAAAUUGGGAUUUGAUCUGUCAGAAAAUAACUAAUCGUACUUAUGUUUCUCUGCGUUCAAAGUUAUAUCAGGAUCCUCGAUUUCAUAAAUAUCGAGAGCCGUUACGUAGACAGUCAUUAUGGACCAAUUUGGAAGUACGAAGAUUGUUUGCUUUAAGACGCCAUUAUAUGGACUAUCGUUCUAUUGCCAUGUAUUUACAUAAUAAGAGAACUCCCGGUGCAUGCUAUAAAAAGCUUUAUUCUAUGAAAAAGAAAAUGGAAAAAGGAGCUAGAUUUGAUUUAAUAUAG